Molecule: messenger RNA, 1200 nt
Organism: Pecten maximus
Lineage: Eukaryota; Metazoa; Mollusca; Bivalvia; Pectinida; Pectinidae
Product: neuronal acetylcholine receptor subunit alpha-2-like
Exons: 1
Coding region: 1-1200 (399 amino acids)
Biological process (GO): chemical synaptic transmission; monoatomic ion transmembrane transport; signal transduction
Cellular component (GO): neuron projection; synapse; membrane
Molecular function (GO): extracellular ligand-gated monoatomic ion channel activity; neurotransmitter receptor activity; transmembrane signaling receptor activity
Source: RefSeq, a predicted model, not a curated record
AUGACUCGACUUAUGGACGAUGUGUUCACCAACUAUAACAAAGAGAUACGUCCAGCCCGGGCCACCCAAGAUACCGUGACGGUUUCUACAACACUCUUUCUUCUCUCAAUUAUUGAUGUUGAUGAGGUGUCUGGAUCAAUCACUCUGAGUGGAGGACUUAGCAUUUUCUGGAUAGACUUUAGGUUGUCAUGGCAACCAGCCGACUACGGUGGGUUAACUUACCUCAUGGUGAACUCCUCCAAGGUUUGGACACCGCAUAUUUUUCUGCUAACAUCUUCGGCAGAAAUGGAAAAGUUCAGUCUCCACGAGUACGAUAUCAGGAUUCACGAAUCUGGUUUGCUUAGCGUAAGUGCAGGAAAAUUGAUUAGAUCGAGCUGUACUAUAGACAUGACAAACUUCCCCCUGGACUCUCAAACGUGUUCGUUGGUAGUUAUUCCCUGGGGGUAUCUUGCGACAGAGAUCAAUCUCACAUAUAUAGACCACAGUUUCGAAACAAGAUUCUUAAGCCCUAAUGGCGAAUGGGACAUUGAGAGCAAAUCAUCAGAAACAGUAGAUGACCCUACAUAUAUCACUAAUGCAGUUGCUUUCAAUUUAGGGUUGAAAAGAAAAUCUGCAUACUUUGUGAUCUCGAUGGUCUUACCAGUGUAUAUCCUUUGUUUCCUCAACCCGUUCGUCUUUCUCUUGCCGGCCGCGUCGGGUGAGAGGAUUUCCUUCACAAUCACCAUGUUCCUGUCUCUGGCGGUCUAUAUGACACUUGUCGGGGACAACAUGCCGAAGGUUUCCGAGCCCAUGGCGGGUAUCUCCUACUUUCUACUGGUAUCAAUGAUCUACAGCUGUGUGUUGAUAAUACUCACAAUAUUCACUCUUCGCUGGCAUGCCAGGAAUGAUGCAAGUCACUUUCCAAAAUGGCUGAGACGGUUCGUGUUACUGCUGAAGAAAAAAGACUUUAAGAUAACAGAACCUUCCAAUCACAACGAUAGAGCCGAAAAAGACAAUUACAUCUCUGGACAGAACGGCAUACAGCAUCGUGAUAUCAACAUUGAACUGUACGACGGAGGCAAGAAAAAUAAUUUUCUGAAUAAUCCGACAAAUUUGGAAAAAGAGGACGUCGUAGAUUUAAUUGAUAAUGCUUUGUUUGUGAUCUCGGAGAUUGCAGUUGUUGGAAUGAUUUUUGGGUUCACAUAUGGAUAUUACAGAUGA